GAAUGCCCUGGACCUGAACGGACACAGCUGGCCAGCGGCUUGCUUCAAUGACAGCAGAGACCAACACUUCUUCAUCAUCGGUGAUUGGGGUGGAAUCCUGAGCGGCAGUGAGCCUCUUACCUUCAAGAACCGGCCCACGAUCAUCGACCCCAUCGACAUCCAUGCGCAGAGCUUUGUAGCCAACAAGAUGGCUGACAUUGCCAAAGACUCGCUGCCCAAGUUCAUCGUGAAUGUGGGUGACAACUUCUACCCGGGAGGCAUCAGCAGUCCUGGAACCUGCAACGCGGAGACCCACGGGACCGACGCGGCUGGCAGCAUCAUCUUCAGCAACAUCUUUGAGAAGAUCUACAAGGGUCCGGGCCUGGAUGGCGUGGAGUGGUGGGGUGUCCUUGGGAACCACGACUAUGGGGGUUAUCACUACAAUGUUCACUGGGACCAGAAUAUCUUCUACACCUGGGGCCAGCAGGGCCAGCCAAAAAGCCGCUGGCUAACGCCUGCCUUGUACUGGAGCCGUCAGGUCUUCUUCAGAAACUUUUCCGUGGAUUUCUUUUUCGUGGACACCAACAGGGCUGACACAGACGGAAAUCCAGAUGCAGACCCCGAGCAUAACAUCUGCUCCCGGUCCCACAAUCAGCCCCCGCAGCCACUGGGCUGCAACGGCACCUCCAUUACCAACCCAGACACGUGCUGGAAGUGGUUCCUGGAUCUCUGGGAUGAGCAGAAGAAGUGGUUGGCUGACAAACUCGAAGCCUCGCGCGCAGAGUGGCAGAUUCUGGUGACGCAUUAUCCGCCCACCUUCGAGCCUUGCCGCUCUGAAGCCUGGGAUUCCAUGCUGGCAAAGUAUGGCGUCGACCUCUACAUCAGCGGCCACACGCACCUACAGCAAGUGCACCAAAGCGACGACUUCGGAGGCACCACCUAUGUCAUCUCUGGGGGUGGCGGUGGCAUCACCGCUGACCAAUUGCCAACCAAAACGGGUGAGGAUGAUGCCUACGGCUUCAUGGAUGUGGUCAUCAACCACCAGACCAUCACCAUCACGCGCUAUUCGCAUGGCGGAGUGGACCGGCGCACUGUGGUGCGAGGAAAGACGGUGGUGACGCCGCGGAGCCGCCAAGGGAGCGAGCAAGCGAGCGAAGCGAGCGGCAAGGGGAGCGAGGUGCAAGUGGUCGUCUGA
This is a messenger RNA of Symbiodinium pilosum, 1174 nucleotides long. The record is from the annotation of a GenBank genome assembly. Lineage: Eukaryota; Dinophyceae; Suessiales; Symbiodiniaceae.